AAGGCCAUGUUCAGCGGCAGGAUGGAGGUGCUGACGGACAGGGAAGGCUGGAUCCUCAUAGACCGUUGUGGGAAGCACUUUGGAACAAUUUUAAACUAUCUCCGAGAUGACACCAUUGCACUUCCGAAACACAGGCAGGAGAUCCAGGAGCUGAUGGCAGAAGCUAAAUACUAUCUCAUCCAGGGCUUAGUGGACAUGUGCCAUGCAGCACUGCAGGACAAGAAAGACCUGUAUGAGCCUGUCUGCAGCAUCCCUAUUAUCACCUCCCCGAAGGAAGAGGAGAGACUGAUAGAGUCAUCAAUGAAACCUGUUGUUAAGCUGCUUUAUAAUAGAAGCAACAAUAAAUACUCUUACACCAGUAACUCGGAUGACAACCUGCUGAAGAACAUCGAGCUGUUCGACAAGCUCUCGCUGCGGUUCAACGGAAGAGUGCUGUUCAUUAAGGAUGUGAUCGGGGACGAGAUCUGCUGCUGGUCCUUCUACGGGCAGGGCCGGAAACUCGCAGAGGUCUGCUGCACCUCCAUCGUCUAUGCCACAGAGAAGAAGCAAACCAAGGUCGAGUUCCCCGAGGCACGAAUCUAUGAGGAAACACUGAACGUCUUGCUGUACGAGACUCCCCGUGUUCCUGACAACUCGCUGCUGGAG
Acanthisitta chloris (rifleman) is the source of this 645-nucleotide messenger RNA. RefSeq names its product tumor necrosis factor, alpha-induced protein 1 (endothelial) (gene TNFAIP1). Lineage: Eukaryota; Metazoa; Chordata; Aves; Passeriformes; Acanthisittidae. The record is from RefSeq and is a predicted model, not a curated record. The transcript has 6 exons. Gene Ontology annotation, molecular function: ubiquitin-protein transferase activity. Gene Ontology annotation, biological process: protein ubiquitination; protein homooligomerization; negative regulation of Rho protein signal transduction. The annotation marks the transcript as partial. Gene Ontology annotation, cellular component: Cul3-RING ubiquitin ligase complex.